This is a messenger RNA of Rhopalosiphum padi (bird cherry-oat aphid), 1931 nucleotides long. Its product is annotated as transmembrane protein 209. Gene Ontology annotation, cellular component: membrane. NCBI's taxonomy places the organism in Eukaryota, Metazoa, Arthropoda, Insecta, Hemiptera, Aphididae. The record is from RefSeq and is a predicted model, not a curated record. The transcript has 11 exons. Bases 370 to 1854 code for a protein of 494 amino acids.
UCAAAUACGUUAAUAAUAAUUGACAAUUGUAAUUUGUAAAUUCUUUAAGUUUUAAGUUAAAAACAUUCAAUUUUAUGAUCUAAAUAUAAAAUACAUAUAUAAGUCUUAUAUUAUCGAUAAUCCAUUCACCAUUGAUAUCGCAACACAAUCACGGAAAACAUGCGAAUUUUAAAUUUUUGCAUUUUAUGUCCGUGUUUGACAAGUGAAAAAAUUAACUACUAACCUGCAUUUAUACUCGUGAAUACGAUUUAAUUCUUUGAAAUGAUCGAUUCUUUUUAUUAUGUUUGAUCAUCUAUAAAUCAAAAUUUCUUUGUCAUUUAUAAACAAUUAUUUAUAAAGUGCCUAUUAAUUAUAAAAAUAAUUUUAAUCAUGAGGACUCCGCCAGAAUUUCAAUCAAAAAAAGCAUAUAAUAAGGAUUUGGUGAAAGACGCCAUUCAGUUAACGAUAAGUGUUAAUCGAAUGAAGCAACAUUUUAUUUGGGGAACUGUUAAUGUCAUAAUAUUGUCUAUGCUCACUUAUGAUUUAUUGGCAUUGCCAUAUUCUUGGUAUACUCCAUGGUGGAGAUUUGUUGAAUCAGUGUCAUCAAUAGUCAUAUUAUUAAGUCUUUUAUAUCAUUUAUUGUCCCUUACAAAAUUAUGGAUAACCACCAACACCUUACACCUGUCGCCAGAACACUUCCAGACACUUGGCUUAUCCAACUCUUAUAUAAAAGUAAAAUCGCCAGACACUUCAUCAAGUAUAUUAACACCUCCUGCGACUACAAGUACACCAAUUAACUGGAUAUCUAACAAAUGGAACAACCAAAAGUUUCAUGUUUCACCUGACAACUUUGGACCAGAGAAACGAAAUAGAAAUGCAACUAAGUAUAUGACCAGUAAAAAUGACGAAACUAUUGAAGAUUUAUCCACUUUAGAACAAUACCUAAAAGACUACGACAACAAAAAUAGUUUUUCUUUCACUGAACGUGAUUCUGAACAACGGAGCAUGUCUAUGUGGGAACGUUCUGGUUGCUCAAACACAUCUAUUUCUUCAAUGCUACAAAAUUCUAUUUAUCAAGUAGCAUCAUCACCUGAACAAUCAAAAUCUGAACUUAAUGAGAGUACUUCUACUGUUGCUAUGGCUUCAGAAGUAUGGCGUAAGUUUAAAGUCGAUAAUAAUAAAGUUGAAAGAUGGUCUGUUAAUUUAAGAACUUGGAUUUCACAAACAAUUAUUUCUCGAUUGGUAAAAGAAAUUGAAAGUGUUGAUCGAGCAUUGUAUAAUCAAGGAUUUGUAGAUGUAUCAAUAGGAAAUGUUGGUUUAGAAAGACUAAAAAAAACUGCACAUACAAUUCAAGUUGCUCAAACUAUACCUAGUUUACUGUAUAUUAUUCCAUAUUUUGAAGUAUCUCCGAAUCAAGAAUAUAUAGUUCAACGCAUAAGAGAAUUAGCCAAAGGUCCUUGUUUAACCGAAUAUCGGUGGAAUUCUGGUGGAACAUUUAAAGGAAAAGAAUGGAAUAGUGAAUUACCAUCUGACGCAGUUUUAGUUAUGCAUCUACUAGCUACAUACUUAGAUUCUCAGUUAUCUCCAUUAACACGUCUUAAGGGAAAAAACCCAUUUUCUGUUCAACAUCUGAUCAAGUAUCCAGAAAAAUUAAAAUCUGAUAAUAAACAAGUGGUAAUUUUUCAGCAAUCUAAUGUCCCACCUCAUUACAGUUUAAAAAUUGGCAAAGAAACACAUAAUUUUCCAAAGGGUCGUAAUAACUUUUUCUUUACGGUUUUAUUGUUCCUGCAUCAUAUUAAAACGACUGAAAAUGGGUUGUUGGAGAGUGUCAACCUUGGAAAAACUGGAGUAAAUAUGCUCUGGAUUAUAGAAUAAAUUAAAUUGUAUUAUUAAUUUAUUUUUUUAAAUGCUUGCAAGUUGUAAUAUACUUUAUUAAAUAUUUCUCAUCAAAA